CGCCUAAUCCAGCUCCUAAGAACAGCUUCACUGUCUUGAUACCCAACAAUACACACACACAUACGUACAUACGUACAUACUCACCUGGUCGCAUUUCGAGCCUCUUCUUUACUAUUGUUCCUGCUAUCUGCUUUGUCUGCUCAGUGCGGUGUACCUACCUCAUACCUCUUUCCACCAUAGCUCGAACAGCGACGACCAUGGCAGGGUGGUUCUCAUCGGGCACUUCAGCUCUGGACGAGCAGAUCGAACGUGCGACCUCUUCAAGCUUAGAAGACAUUGCCCUGAACCUCGAAAUAUCCGAUGUUAUCCGCUCGAAAACAGUGCAGCCUAAAGAAGCCAUGCGGGCUUUAAAGAAGCGCAUAGGCAACAAGAAUCCGAACGUUCAGUUGGCGGCCUUGAACCUCACAGAUACAUGCUUCAAGAACGGCGGAACCCAUUUCAUGAAUGAAGUUGCGUCACGGGAGUUCAUCGACAACUUCACAUCCUUACUGGAGGGCUACGGAGAAAGUGCCCCGAAUCACGCCGUCAAAUCAAAGAUAUUAGAACUCAUACAAUCGUGGGCUGUUGCUGCCGAGGGAAGGAACAGUCUCUCAUAUAUCGGAGAGGUCUACAGGACACUCCAAAGGAGCUACAGCUUUCCGCAAAGAGAGGCUAUCGCCAGUAGCAUGUUUGACAGCAGUGCACCUCCGGAAUGGGCGGAUUCGGAUGUAUGCAUGCGAUGUAGGACACCGUUUACGUUUACGAAUAGGAAACACCACUGCCGGAAUUGCGGGAACGUCUUUUGUGGCUCAUGUUCCGGGAAGACACUACCUUUACCGCACCUCGGCAUACUAGAGGCUGUCAGGGUCGACGAUGGAUGCUAUCUCAAGCUCACCGACAAGUCAAAGCCGUCCUCAGUCGCUCGGGGCUUCGAGGCUGUAAAGCCGGCCCGAACCCUCUACCAAGGUUCGAUGGAGCCCAGGAGUGCGCGGGUGGAGGACUCGUUUGAUGCAGAUCUCAAGAAGGCACUAGAGAUGAGUCUGGAAGAGGCGAAAGGUAGCGCUCCGGGAUCAGGUUAUGUUCCACAGGCACAACCGAAAUCACAGCCCAAGCCAAAGUCCGCCGUACCUAAGCCGGUGGCAAAGGACGAAGAGGAGGACGAUGACCUCAAAGCGGCUAUCGCGGCAUCUCUGGCGGACAUGGAGGAGCAGAAGAAGCAGCAUGCGGCAACUUUCAAGCAGCAGACGUUAUCUUCGAAUGGCGUUGCAGCACCUGUAGCUCCGAAGAACGAUUACGAGCUGACGCCUGUGGAGGCUGAGAACAUCAACUUAUUCUCCACGCUUGUCGAUCGACUACAACAUCAGCCCCCGGGAACUAUCCUUCGGGAGCCACAGAUACAAGAGCUAUAUGAAAGUAUCGGCAAGCUACGUCCUAAGCUCGCAAGAACAUACGGAGAGUCGAUGAGCAAAUACGAUACACUCCUUGAUAUACAUGCCAAGCUCUCUACUGUAGUACGAUAUUACGAUCGGAUGCUCGAAGAACGACUCUCGAGUACAUACAGCCAGUCUUCCUACGGAAUGCCACGGCCGGCUUCGAAUAUGUAUCCACAACUCCAGGCGUCGACAGACCACAGCGGUCCGUCGGCAGCUGAGAAUUACUAUACGGGAAACGCAGCGCCAUCAGACCCGUAUGCGCGACCGCAGACAACAUACAGCUAUGCGCCCGCGCAACAAACGCAGCCGUCGUAUGCGCAAUACGACCAGCGCGCAUCCGCAACUCCAACACAAUACAACGCGCCCCACGAUCGACUGCAAAGACAGGCUUCGAAUGGGCCGUACCCGAGUCUUGCCGGCUAUGCUCCUGGACAGUCACAACUUCCGGCGGCGGCGGCGCAGCAGCAGCAGCAACAGAAGCCUCCUAGCACAUCCUAUGAAGCCUCUCCACACAUGCAACGUCGCACAUCAACAUACUCGAACCACUCGCAACAAGCGGCGUCGUUUAACCCCGCGCAACCACUCCCUUCAGCUCCUGAAGAUCCGAACACUUCAUAUUACUAUGGUGACGUCACGCCCACCCAAGCACAAGCCCCUGAGCAGCAGCAGCAGCAGCAGCAGCACCGACCCCAACAGACGGAGCCUCCGCAACAGACAUACCCAAUCUCGCCGCCCCAGCCCGCACCACCACAGCUCUACCAGCAGCCCCAGCAGCCUCAGCAACCACCAUCCUACACACAGCAGACGCAACCGACGCAGCAGCCCCAACAACAGCCUCCACAACAAGCGCCACAAGCCGCAAGCCAGCAGCCCCAAUACUGGCAGCAACCGCAGCUGGAACAGCAACAUCAGCAACAGCAGCAACCACAACAUCAGCCACAACAGCAACAUCAACAGCAACAUCAACAGCAACAUCAACAACAGCCCCAGCAAGCACUCCCUCCAACACAGCAAUCAGCUCAACCACCACAACAUCAUCAACAUCUCAAUCAACACCACCACCAACAACAACAACAACAACAACAGCAAUGGCAACCCCCAACCCCAGCACAACAUCAACAUCAACAACCACAACAACAUCAGCAACAACAACAACCACAACAGACAUACGCCGGCUACGCAGCAGACAGCUUCCCGGAGGCGCCGCGACAUCAACCGCAGGCGGUCAAGGAGGAGGCCUUGAUUGAGCUGUGAGGCGGGUGGUUGGUGUCGGUGGGGAGGAUAGAUGGAUGGGAGGAUGGAGACGGGGAUGGAUGGAUGGAUGGAUGGAGACAGGGAUGGAUGGAUGGAUGGAUGGAAUGGUAGGAGUGGCGUGUAAUGAAUGGGUUACUUGCAAGGGGGGAUGGGAGGUGUUUGGGGGAAGUAGGGUAUAUAUAUAUAUAUAUGUAGUAGCAUUGGGUGGUAGUAGGUAUAUCACAUCACAUCAC
This is a messenger RNA of Pseudovirgaria hyperparasitica, 2899 nucleotides long. RefSeq names its product ubiquitin binding protein. Gene Ontology annotation, cellular component: ESCRT-0 complex. NCBI's taxonomy places the organism in Eukaryota, Fungi, Ascomycota, Dothideomycetes, Acrospermales, Acrospermaceae. The record is from RefSeq and is a predicted model, not a curated record. The transcript has 4 exons. The coding region runs from base 198 to 2666 and encodes 822 amino acids. Gene Ontology annotation, biological process: protein transport to vacuole involved in ubiquitin-dependent protein catabolic process via the multivesicular body sorting pathway; protein targeting to vacuole. Gene Ontology annotation, molecular function: phosphatidylinositol-3-phosphate binding; metal ion binding; ubiquitin binding.